Molecule: messenger RNA, 2249 nt
Organism: Rubroshorea leprosula
Lineage: Eukaryota; Viridiplantae; Streptophyta; Magnoliopsida; Malvales; Dipterocarpaceae
Source: the annotation of a GenBank genome assembly
ACUAAUAAAACUAUCGGACUUCAAUUCUAUUCUGAUCUGAGCACGAUUUGACCUUGCAUUUCUUCAUUCAUCUAUCCAUGAACCCAGAAAUCAAGAUUGAAGUUUCAUAUGCUCGGAUUCAUGUCCUUCCUUCGAGUUUUGAAGCUUCUAAUCAUACUCAGAUGCAUCAACACUGUUCAUGUAGGAUGCUUGAAUUUUUCUUACCCUUCAUUUAGCGUUCGACAUUACCGUGAUUUUAGUUUUAGUGAUUCCUCUUUCAUCUCCCACAAUGCCAUUCAAGUCACUCCUGAUGAUUCCAGAGAAAGUGCUAUGCGGAACGUAUCAGGGAGGGUCCUAUACAAUCAAAGAUUGAAACUAUGGGAUGGACCAAGAGGCACAAAGUCCUCAUUCAAUUCCACAUUCGUGUUCAACAUAGAUCCAGUGACCUCACCAGGCGGCGAGGGGUUAGCCUUCAUAUUAACAGAGGACAGCUCUCUCCCCAAUAACAGCUACGGUAAAUGGCUCGGAAUAGUGAAUUCAACUACAGUCAGUCUACUGAACAUUGUUGCCAUAGAAUUCGAUACCAAAAAGAGUGAUUCUGAAGAUAUUGACGAUAAUCAUGUUGGGGUCAAUAUCAACAGCAUCUCCUCAAUCAACCAGGAACCCUUAAUUAAUCAUGGCGUCAAAUCUUUCCACCGAACAGGGGAAGCAGGUGAAGGGAAUUUCGACAAGCCGGUGUUGAAUGUUCAUCUUGAUCUCUCUACAAAACUUCCAGCCGAUGUUUGGGUGGGGUUUUCGGUUUCAACCGGAGAGAAUAUAGAGUUGAAUUAUGUUAAAUCCUGGACUUUCACCAGUUUGGAGAUCAGAGUCAAAAAUUCGAUCAACCUCCUCUGGCUUUGGAUUUUGAUUCCAGUUCUUGUUUUGGUAAUUCUGUUUUCAUGGUGUUUCUAUUUCUUUUACUGGAAGCGGAGAAACAGAAAGAAACAAAUGGAAGAAGAUGAAUUGGAGGUUGAACAAGAAAUUCAGAGUUUAUCAACUGCGCCGCAGAAAUUUCGAUUGCAGGAACUCAAAGAUGCCACCAGAGAUUUCAACGUUGCCUACAAGUUGGGGAAAGGAGGAUUCGGGAUGGUGUAUAAAGGCAUCCUGAAUAAUAGAGAGGUGGCUGUAAAAAGAAUUCUGAAGAACACCCGCCAUGGAAAGCAGGAUUUCCUUGCGGAAGUGACAACCAUAAGCAAUCUUCAUCACAGAAACCUUGUAAAACUCUUCGGAUGGUACUAUGAAAGCAAUGAACUCCUCCUGGUUUAUGAAAUCAUGCCUAAUGGGAGUCUAGAUAAGUUCAUUUUCCAAGAGGCUGAUACAAUCUUGAGCUGGGAAAGAAGGCAUGGCAUCAUCUGCGGUGUGGCUCGGGCGUUGGAUUACCUCCAUUACGGUUGUGAGAGAAGGGUUCUUCAUCGAGAUGUGAAGCCAAGCAACAUAAUGUUGGAUUCUGAGUUCAAUGCUCGGUUGGGGGAUUUUGGUUUGGCCAGGACGAUUCAGGUGAGUGAAAAAACACACCAUUCCACCAAGGAGAUCGCCGGAACUCCAAGGUACAUGGCCCCAGAAAUCUUCCAUACCAGGAAGGCCACGGUGGAAACAGACGUUUAUGCAUUUGGUGUUUUGAUUCUGGAAGUUGUUUGUGGGAGAAAACCCGAUAAUGAACACGGUAUUGUGGAUUGGGUUUGGGAAAAUUACGGGAUGGAGAGGAUUGGGGAUGUUGUAGAUGUGAGAUUGAAUGGGGAAUUCAAGAAGGAUGAAGCAGAGUGCAUAGUGAUGUUGGGGUUAGCAUGUUGCCAUCCGAAUCCGUACGAAAGGCCAUUAAUGAGCACUGCUUUGCAGGUUCUUACAGGGGAAGCUACUGCUCCGGUUGUGCCAAAGGAGAAACCGGCUUUCAUGUGGCCGGCCAUGCCUCCUCCAAUCAGACAGGAGUUGGAUGCAUCAAUUAGCGGCGGGAAACUCACCAUCACCUUAGACCUAAAUGGUCGAUAAUUUGUUUUCCAAAUAUUCAAAGCAAAUCUUUUCUUUGAUUAGAGUUUGAUUGUCAAUUUCUGGAACACAACCUUUUUAAUGAUCAAUAGCCUGCUUGUUUUUGGUUCAGACGGUCAGAGUAAUAGCCUGUCUGUUUAUGAAGGGGAAAGCACUCAGCAAUUAGUUGUAGUUGUGAGUUGAAAUCCGUAGUAUAUGUCAUUUUCAUGUUUCUUUCCAUACAUUUUCCUGGGAACCAAACAUGUUAA